This is a messenger RNA of Sphaerodactylus townsendi, 1263 nucleotides long. Its product is annotated as pancreatic secretory granule membrane major glycoprotein GP2-like. The record is from RefSeq and is a predicted model, not a curated record. Lineage: Eukaryota; Metazoa; Chordata; Lepidosauria; Squamata; Sphaerodactylidae. Gene Ontology annotation, biological process: neutrophil migration. Gene Ontology annotation, cellular component: cell surface; apical plasma membrane. The coding region runs from base 1 to 1263 and encodes 420 amino acids. The transcript is spliced from 8 exons.
AUGGCCAUGAUCUCUUCACUACUGGUUCUGUUGCUUUUACUGGCAGGUCAGCUGACGGAGGCUCGUAGCACAACAGAAAAUGCAGUCCUGCAAACUCCAAGGAACCUGGGACCUUGCUUUUCAAGCCCAUGUCGGAACCAGGGUGUUUGUAGCAUCGCCGAAGGCAAGCCAAGUUGUGCCUGUAAGCCGGGAUUCACGGGAUCAUUCUGCGAAGGAAUGGCGGUAGAGCUGCAAUGUGAGGAAGAGUUCAUGAUGAUGAUGGUGAGAAAGGAAGUGUUUGAAAUGUUCAAUAUCCCAUUGGCAUGGAUCCACCUGAAGAACGUCAACUGCAAAGUCUCUGAGCAAAAUCGAAGUGGCGCGGCAUUCUUCGGGGCAAAGCUGACGAAAGAGAAUCACACGGCCUGUGGAUCUCUGAUUCAGGUCAAUGGCUCUCAUGUGUCUUACGCCAAUGAGAUUCAAACAGACAGAGAGGACAAGGGGGUGAUCACAAGAACUGUGGUUCUUAAUGUGCGUUUCUCCUGCGUCUACGCCUACACACAAAUUGUUGGCUUGCAAAACCCACUCAGGGCUGUUGACACGCUUGUUCAGUUUGAGGUGAAGGAAGGGGACUUCACGGUGACCAUGGCGCUGUAUGACAGCCCCAGCUAUGAUCAGGCCUACUCCCAGCAGCAGUUACUUUCCCUCGUCCUGACAGACACCCUUUAUGUCCUUCUGCAAAUCAAAGGGCAGCAGCAGGUGAAGUACUUCUUCCUGAGCGUGGACGACUGCUGGGGCACUCCCAGAAACAACCCAGAGGACAGCCUAAAGCACCACCUGAUUAUGAAAGGGUGUCCCCGUGACACAACUGUGACCUUGCUCAAUCACAUUGGCACCAGCACCGUGGCAAAGUUCAGUUUUCAGAUGUUCCAGUUUAAAAACUUCUCCGAGGUGUACCUUCACUGCCAGGUGCACCUGUGCAUUCCAGAAAACCAAGAGCCCUGUGCCAAGCAAUGUCCCAGUAAGUCGAAGCACAAGAGAGCGAUGGAUGACAACUACAGUAAGAUAGUUUCCUAUGGACCUAUUAGUCUCCUGGCCCCUUCUUCCGUGGAAACACAGAACCCAAUGUCCAGUGGUAGCCAAGAGUCUCCUCCAUGGGCCAAAACAGCCCUGGUGGAGAGUUACUUCCAUAACUUUGGAGAGCAGAAGAUAAGAGAAAAAGGGUACUGGGAGUAUUUCCCCCUCAACAGUGUGAAUGUGCACAAAGAGUACAGGAAGUUCUUCUAA